Sarcophilus harrisii (Tasmanian devil) is the source of this 1438-nucleotide messenger RNA. It is a transcript of the gene VIP, whose product is annotated as vasoactive intestinal peptide. The transcript has 6 exons. Gene Ontology annotation, biological process: epinephrine secretion; positive regulation of penile erection; adenylate cyclase-activating G protein-coupled receptor signaling pathway. The coding region runs from base 168 to 581 and encodes 137 amino acids. The record is from RefSeq and is a predicted model, not a curated record. Gene Ontology annotation, cellular component: perikaryon; neuron projection. Gene Ontology annotation, molecular function: peptide hormone receptor binding; neuropeptide hormone activity. Lineage: Eukaryota; Metazoa; Chordata; Mammalia; Dasyuromorphia; Dasyuridae.
GAGACGAGGAGUCAGACUCAGGAGUUAGGAAGAACAGCAGUCCUUGUAGCCAAGCUUACGAUCGACUUCAGUGAAUAGGUGAAGUCCUGUGGCUCUACAGGAAUUCACUGCACAAAAAUAUUCUGAACAUUUACCAGCAUCUUUGAGAGAGGAGCACACCUCAUCACAUGUCAGGAUCCAAAAAGAUGGAAGCCAGAAAUAACUCCCAGCUCCUGGUAUCACUGAUGCUUCUUAGUGUCUUUUGCUCACAAACACUGGCAUUACCUCUUGAAAUAUAUUCUACCCUGAGGCAGGGCAAUGAUGUGCUCUUUGAUGGCCCUAAUGAACCUGACCAAAAUCUAGUUUUAUUAAAAUUAGAAAAUGAUCGUCUGAGGAGUGCAUUGCCUGCAAAUGGCUUGUCUUCUUUGGAUGUUCUCAGAGCCUUGAACAGCAACAUUCGUAACCUAGAAAAACGUCACUCUGAUUCAGUCUUCACUGACAGUUAUACCCAAUUCCUGAGGAGGGAGGCAUUAAGAAAAUAUUUUGAAAAUGCUUUUAAUGGAAAGAGAAGUGAAGAAAAUCCCCCUGCUUCAACAUCUUGAAAGUGAUACUCUAGAAGUAGAGCUGAUGCAUUGCUUCCUAAUGAAUUCUUUAAAGAAAUCUAUGAUGAACAAAUUGAAUAUUUUUUGAGUUCUAUGAAAAUCUAUCAAAGAAUAUCUUCAAUAUCAAAACCAAAACAAAUAUAUGUUGUAGUGAAAGUUGUGCUUUAUUUGUUUCUCAUGUAAUAAAAGUGAUGUAACCCUGUAAAUAUCAUUUUAGAGAUCUUUAUCUAAAUCUUAUCUUCAAAUUAUAAAAGCCCCAUUGCUUCAUAUGCUAUGUAUUCUUUAUUUAAAUAAAUGCAUUGAAAAAAAGGAAGUGCACACUGGGAUUCAAUACUCCAUUGUCCCUGACUUUUUAGAAGGAUGGCUAAAAAAUAUAUAAAGAAGGAACUGUGUUGUGAUGGUUAACUUAUAGACCAUUCAUAAUUCAUGAGUGCAACUAAAAUUAUUCCAUCCAAAAAGAAAACUAAUAUAUUCCCUCAUGUUCAUGGAACCUUUUUAAAAUUCCAACUCUAAAAUGCAACCUUCAUUAGAACAUCAUUAGAAACUAUCCACACUUGGCUUUAUAAUUUCCAAAACAUGAAUAUGCAUUGGAAAAGAUUCAUUUUUGAUUUGGGAGCUUAACUCUAUGUAGCUCUGGGGUAUGUAAUUCUCACUCUAUUCUGUGUUUGUGAAGAUGUGCAAUGAUAUUGAGAUAGAUGUGUUGCUUUAUAGGAGCAAAGUUUUUUCCAUCAACACUCAGUAUAGGUCAUCAAUGACAUCAGCAGCUUUAUAAAGAAGGUAGAUCCAGAGAUAAAAAUAUUUUUUUCCAAAAUGAAUGUAACUAACAAAAUGAAGACAAUAAAGACAUUUGAUUUUCA